UUUCAGCGCUGGGUUAGAGCCAAAAACAUCAGGCAUCAACCUCAGGAGCAACGACUCGAGGGCUUGGUGUUCUUGCACGACGACGAAGCCGGAGUGGUGCGUCUGGGAUGGAGAUUCCAGCGCGCCAUGGACACACUCUGCAACGAGGUGCGCUCCAAAUCCACCUUUCACAGACCGAGGCGAACGCUUUCUCUGUUCAUGCGAGCGUACACAAAGAUGCAGAAGACAGUGCUGGUUUUCCUUGUUGCCCGACAAGGCGCUUAUGCGCUGGACUUUAUCGACAAACAUGGGUGGGAAGACCUAAAUAGUCACUUCAACACGGUCGGGAGAAAAUAUCCUGGAUUGGCGGAUAUAGGAACGAGGAUAUGUCAAUGGUAUCCGAAGGAUAUUGACAAGAUCCUUGCAAAGGCUGAAGAGAUGUCA
Messenger RNA from Capronia coronata CBS 617.96, 423 nucleotides. RefSeq lists its product as uncharacterized. Lineage: Eukaryota; Fungi; Ascomycota; Eurotiomycetes; Chaetothyriales; Herpotrichiellaceae. The transcript has a single exon. The record is from RefSeq and is a predicted model, not a curated record. The coding region runs from base 108 to 308 and encodes 66 amino acids.